This is a messenger RNA of Paramecium tetraurelia, 1086 nucleotides long. RefSeq lists its product as uncharacterized. NCBI's taxonomy places the organism in Eukaryota, Ciliophora, Oligohymenophorea, Peniculida, Parameciidae. The transcript has 5 exons. The record is from RefSeq and is a predicted model, not a curated record. Gene Ontology annotation, biological process: regulation of DNA-templated transcription. Gene Ontology annotation, molecular function: DNA-binding transcription factor activity, RNA polymerase II-specific; RNA polymerase II cis-regulatory region sequence-specific DNA binding. Gene Ontology annotation, cellular component: nucleus.
AUGAGUCAAAGCACAAGAGCUAGAGCCAAUAGCUAACAGAGCUAGAUAUCCAAAAAAAGCAUUCGGAAAUAUAGUUCUGAUUACUAUGACUCGGAUGCAUCAGACUCAGAACCAAUGAUUAAGAAGAGAAUUGUAAAAAUAUGGACACCUGAAGAAGAUCAGAUGUUGUAAGACUGUUAUGAAAAAUUUAAUGGAAAUUGGACACAAGUAGCCUAAGCAAUACCUGGAAGAAAUUAAUCGCAGUGUUCAUAAAGAUGGAAAAGAAUAAAUCCAAAUAGAAUUAAAAUGAGAAAGCAAUGGACAGAAGAAGAAGAUAGACAGGUGUUACGUUUGAUUUAAAAGUUUGGAAAAAAUUGGAAAAGAAUUGAAAACGAGAUGACUGGGAGAAGUGGGAAAUAGAUAAGAGAAAGAUUUAUCAAUAAGUUAGAUAAAACUAUUAAUCAUGAUCCAUUUGAUGAGAGGGAAGAUGAGGAAAUCUAUAAAUUGUAUAUAAGUUUGGGUCCAAGAUGGAGUGAAAUAUCAAAGAACUUAAUAGGAAGACCUGAAAACUCGGUUAAGAAUCGAUUUUACUCUCAUAUAAAGAAGCACUAUAAUAUUUAAACUAAGGAAUCCGAUUCGGAUGGUAAGGAGAUUACUCCUCAAUAACAAUACUCAAAGUGUGAUUUCACAGGAAAAGAUUAUUUAAUAGAAUAAAUAUAAAAGGAAGAUAAAAAACUAGAUACUAUACAGAGCUAGUUUGAGCAAGAAAACUCAAUAAAUAACUUAUAAUAACAUAACCAUUAUAUGCAAACCUCAUAUAAUGGACUUGGGAAAGCUGAUUCUCUAAAUUCUAAUGGCGAUUUCUUGUAAUUUGCACAAUAAAUGAGUCUAGAACAGAAACAUCUCUAUGCGACAGAUAUUAAUCAACAAGGAUCCAAUAUAUUUCAAGAUGUCUAACUUCCUUUUCAUGAUCUACUUGAUGAUCAAUAAGAUCAAUAAUCAUUAUCAAAGAAAGCAUCUUUAUAUUUGAGAACAGAUAGUGAUAUUGUUAAUCAAGACCUAUAAUUACAAUAUUAAUUAAGUAAAAUGAGUAUGGAAUUAGAAUGA